This is a messenger RNA of Camarhynchus parvulus, 819 nucleotides long. Its product is annotated as collagen alpha-1(III) chain-like. Bases 1 to 819 code for a protein of 272 amino acids. NCBI's taxonomy places the organism in Eukaryota, Metazoa, Chordata, Aves, Passeriformes, Thraupidae. The transcript has a single exon. The record is from RefSeq and is a predicted model, not a curated record.
AUGUGUCCCCUCCCUCGCUCGCCCCGCGGGGCUCGGGGAGCGGCAGGUGGACGGUCCGGAGCUCCUGGGGCGGGGGACGGACCCGCAGCGCAUCCAGGCGCUCCCCCGAGAGAUCCCCGCGGCGCGCAGCGCUCGCAGCCGGGCACAAACCCCCCCGGAGCCGGCGAGGGGCGCAGCCCAGCCCGCCGCGGCAGCCGGGGGCCGACCCCGGGCCGUGUCGGUGCCGUCCCGCCCCGUCGGGGGCGGCGGGAGGGCGGCGCGGCGGGGGCCGCCCGCGGGCGCGUUACGCACGCAGUGAUCUCAGCGGCGCGGGCGCGGCGGCAGCGCCGGGCUGGGGGCGGCACGGCCGGACCCCAUAAAGGGCGGCGGCGAGCCCUGCUCCCGCACUCACCCCGCACGGCGGAGGCGGACGGGCCCGCGGCGCUCCGCUCCGCAAAGGACGGGAGGCUCCUCGGCGCCCUGGAAGUGCAGGCGGGACCGUCCCCGGGCUGCCGGAGACUCGCCGGAGCGUCCUCCCCGCCCGCCGCCGCUGCUCGCUGCUGCUGCUGCAGCCGGGGAAGGCUGAGGAAAAGGCGGGCAGGAGAAGCGGCAGCCGGAGCAGGACAGAAGACAGAGGGACGGAGCGAGGGGCAGCGCUGCCCUCGUACAGCCGCGCUCCCCGGCAUCGCCGCCGCGCCCCGGCCAUGGGGAAGCCGACGCCGCCUCUGCAGUGACCGCGGGACGCGGCUCCCGCGCGGUCCUCCGCCGGCAGAAAGACUCAGACACCCCCCAAAACCUGAAAAGCAAAACCCCACAUCUUCCAUAUCCAUUCCUAUAUAA